Messenger RNA from Nilaparvata lugens (brown planthopper), 1686 nucleotides. Its product is annotated as N(G),N(G)-dimethylarginine dimethylaminohydrolase 1. The transcript has 5 exons. Gene Ontology annotation, molecular function: amino acid binding; dimethylargininase activity. Lineage: Eukaryota; Metazoa; Arthropoda; Insecta; Hemiptera; Delphacidae. Gene Ontology annotation, biological process: positive regulation of nitric oxide biosynthetic process; arginine metabolic process. The record is from RefSeq and is a predicted model, not a curated record. The annotation marks the transcript as partial.
AUUGAUUCUAAGCUCCAUUCUAUUAAUUUUCAGGUUGAUACAAUACGAGCUGUCAUUAAAAAGGAACUUGAUUUACCGAUCAUCGAAAUUUCUGAUGAAGCAGCUAAACUGGACGGAGGUGAUGUCCUCUUCACAGGGAGAGAGUUCUUCGUGGGUUUAUCGAAAUGGACGAAUGAGGCAGGUGCUAGGGCUGUGGCCGCUGCCUUCCCAGAAUAUCCAUGCAGUGCAAUCAAGGUAACAGAAAGUCAACAUCUUAAAUCUUUGGUUUCUAUGGCAGGACCUGACGUGCUUUGUGUGAGUUCUGGAAAGGGGUCUCAAGAUGUUCUCAAGCGCAUUGCAAGAGAAGCAACGUUCAGCUACCAAACGCUAACUGUACCUGAAGAGAAUGCGGCUAAUGUCCUUUACAUAAAUGGCACCAUGAUUCAUCGAGCGGACGAGGAAAUUCCAGAAUCAAGCAAGGUAUUCUGUGACAAAAUUGAUUUCUCACGACACACGUUGAAAGUUUCGGAGCUACUGAAAGGAAACAGCAGCAGCAGUCUGAGCUCCUGCUGUAUUCUGCUCAGGAGAAUGCGUCACAUUCGCAGUUUGUAAGGAUCACAAGACGAAAGGAAGGAGGAGGAGGAAAAGAAGAGGACAGGAAAGAAAAGACAACCAUCCUGCUUUUGCCCCACCAUCACUGCGUAUUCAUCAAUCAUUUCAUAUAAUUUUAUGCAACAUUUAUCAUCUGUUUUUUAUUGUUGAAGUAUUUAUUUUUUAUUAUUAUUUAUUUGUUAGACCUUUAGCUAGAUUUGUUUAAGCUAAUUAUUUAUAUUAUUAGAUCAUCUAUUGAAUUAUCAAUAGAUAUAUUUGCCUUGAUUACCUUUCUAUCUAUAGUAGAGCUUCUAGUAGAUAAGAUGUAAUCAUUUGUUUUGUAAGAUAUAUAAUAUCUUUUCUAUUUUAUUCUUUACUUGUAUUAUUCAAUCAUUGUUCUUGAUAAUUUUGUAUUGAUGGGUAUCUGAAAUGUUCAAUCACUCAUCAAUACUAUCAAUCAAUAGUUUAUUGAUUACACAACAAUUCUUUACUAUCCACAUUUAAUAAGAAUCAGUUUGGAUUUCUGUUUUUAGAUCUUUCCAAGUUAUUUAAUCAUCAUUAAGGGAAUCAAUUCUGUACAGUCCUUUUCUCAAAUUAUGAAAUACUGUAUUAAAUUAAGAGUGAUGUUCCAUUUUGCUAUCUAUUUCUACGGACUUUUGAUUCUGUUUUUAAAACUUUCAUCUUUCUGAAGCUCAUGAAUUAUAGAUACUAUUGAUUGAUAAUGCGUAUUGAAAAAACUAUAGUGAGAUUCACUGUAACUGUCAGCAAUUGUUGAAUGGGAUGCAUUAAUUUUAUUUAUACGAGAUGCUGAAAGUUUGAAAUGAAUCUCAAUAUAGAAUGUACGUAUAAUGAUUGUGCUCUGAAUCGUUACCCAACUAGCCUAGCCUAUCUUUAUAGAGAGGUUACAAUUCCUGUUCUGUUCACAAAGGGAAGAGACUGACCAAGACACUGGGUUGGUAUUUAUUAACAUAUUAUAUUUAUUUGUGGAAAUAAAGAUUAAGGUAACUAACUUGUCAACUCUAACUACCAGUUGACAACAAGUUUAGAAUGAGAUUGCACUCAGUGUAGCGUUUACUGUCCUUGCUGUGUGUUUUUCAUCUAUAGUUAGUUCACUAA